UCGGCGAUAAUCUUCGAGUGCGAUAACAGUACAAGAACGCGUGCCUUAUGUGUAUAACUAUAACCUUUGAUUUGAUGCGAUCUCUUCCGUAAUCACAGUCCGCGCAUUCAGUUCUCCGGGCACUGCUGCUAAGGGCUCCAAGUGACCACUGAUCCAGGCGUACCACCCGCAAGGAGGAUAAACCCGAAACAGAGACCUGAAAUUGGAGUGGCCACUUACGAAGGCUGAAAUCAAACCUUCCCGCCCUCUUACCGGUUUUACAGCCCAGAAAACUGACCGCGCAAGUUUUCGGUUCUUGCAUACGCCCCAAUAACUGCUGUCGCCCGCAUAUUUAGAAACCUGAAUCCGAACCAAAUCAGAACAGUGGUCGCGCAGACAUGGCGGAGGGUAAAUCGGAGAAGUCGCCUUUUAUUGGCCGGCAGCAGGCGGCGGUAACGCUGAAUCCUUCCUGGGAAUCCAAGCUGCCGCCCCACGACUCCAAUGGCCAGGGAUCCCAGUCGGUGCUGGGGAAGCUGGGCCUCCCGGCGCCCAAAGACAAGUACCUCAUCGUGUUCUUCAUAUUCCUGCUGCACGGCGUGGGAACGCUGAUGCCGUGGAACAUGUUCAUCACCGCCAAGUCCUACUUCGAGGACUUCAAGUUCGGACCCAACAACACGGUGGCCACCGACGUGAGUUACCGAACGCACUUCAUGCAGAACAUGGGCUUCGCCUCGCAAAUUCCCAACCUGGUCUUCAACUGGCUGAACAUCUUCGUCAACUUCGGCGGCGACCUGACCAGCCGGAUCGUGUACAGCAUCAUCUUCGAGAUGGUCAUCCUGCUGGUGACCAUUGUGUUGGCCAUGCUGGACUCGUCCCAGUGGCCGGGCGCCUUCUUCUGGACCACCAUGGUGUGCAUUGUGCUCCUGAACGUGUGCAACGGCAUCUACCAGAACACCAUCUACGGGAUUGUGGCCUCGCUGCCCAUCAAGUACACGGGUGCCGUGGUGCUGGGCUCCAACAUCAGCGGUUGCUUCACCACUGCCAUGGCCCUGCUCUGCGGCGAGAUUUUCGACUCGAAGAGGACCUCGGCCAUCUACUACUUCGUCACGGCCAUUCUGGUGCUAUUGCUCUGCUUCGACACCUACUUCGCCCUGCCGCUGAACAAGUUCUUCCGGCACUACGAGACCAUCAGCCGGAGCAGCGAGAAGAAGUCGGACUCCAAACAACAGCUGAACGUGCCCUACUGGCAGAUCUUCAAGAAGGCCUCGCCGCAGCUCCUCAACAUCUUCCUUACGUUCUUUGUGACGCUCUCCGUGUUCCCGGCAAUCCAGUCGAACAUCCACCGCUCGGAUCCGGACUUCAUUGUGGGCCCAAAUUACUUUACGCUCUUCACCUGCUUUAUGACCUUCAACGUGUUCGCGAUGCUGGGCAGUUUGACGACAUCCUGGGCCCAGUGGCCGGGACCGAGGUUCCUGUGGGUGCCGGUCGUGUUGCGCCUGGUGUUCAUACCCCUUUUUGUCAUGUGCAACUACGCCCCGCCGGACAAAGUGCGUGUUCUGACCGUCUUCAUCGACAACGAUUGGGUCUACUGGGGCAUCGCGAUCGCAAUGGCCUACAGUUCCGGGUAUCUCAGCUCGCUGGGUAUGAUGUACGCCCCGCAGACGGUGCACGCCAAGUACCAGACUACGGCCGGAAUGUACGCAGCUGCCAUGCUGAUCACGGGCAUCUUUUCCGGAGUGCUGUUCUCGUACCUGGGCCCAUAUUUUGUCAUUUAAUCAUACAUAAAGACUUUGUUCGUAUGACACUUACUAACAAUUCACUUCAUUGUUCGUUUCUUAACACGUAUUUGACCCAUUAUAUUGAAUUUAGUUUUGCGCUCAAGACCAGUUCUGGGACCUGGCCAGUUGGUUUCGUUUUAACCAAUCAUUUAUACACUUUUUAUUUAAUAAAGUUUUUCAAUUUGUAUUUUAAA
Messenger RNA from Drosophila elegans, 1951 nucleotides. It is a transcript of the gene Ent2, whose product is annotated as equilibrative nucleoside transporter 1. Gene Ontology annotation, molecular function: nucleoside transmembrane transporter activity. Lineage: Eukaryota; Metazoa; Arthropoda; Insecta; Diptera; Drosophilidae. The record is from RefSeq and is a predicted model, not a curated record. Gene Ontology annotation, biological process: nucleoside transmembrane transport. The transcript has a single exon. Gene Ontology annotation, cellular component: plasma membrane. Bases 378 to 1754 code for a protein of 458 amino acids.